UGGUCCCCUGAUGCCAUUGGCGACAGACAUUUUGUGUGUUGGCUAGGGGCAGCGUCUGCGCCAUCGCCGCUCACCUGUGGGGUUCUCUCCGCCGGCUGCUGCUGUGCUGAUUGUGGCUCCUUCUAGUUGGCGGGCUUGGUCGUCCCGGGUGAGCGGCGUUCCUGUGGUGUCUCCGUGCCUUUACCGGCCACAUUGUGUCCGAUUGUCGCCUGCGUUGGCUAUGGAGAGCGGCGGAGGGAUGGAGGUGUGGAUGUCCUGGGGCAUGUUCUGGGGAGUGAUGGGUGCGAUGGGAGCCGCUGCUUACUACUUAUUGGUGCUAGCGGGCGCUGCGGAGAGGAAAGGUAAGAGGGCUGUAGAUUUGGGUGGAGGCAGCAUCACUCGGGAGCAGGUGAAGAGCAGCUACCAAAAGUAUGCCUCGUUCUUCGAGAAACCCAAGCAGAUCGAGGCGAAAGACAACGUCCCAAACUUCGUAGAUACUUUUUACAAUUUGGUGACGGAUAUUUACGAGUGGGGAUGGGGGCAGAGUUUCCAUUUUUCGCCUGCUGUGCCCGGGAGGUCUCACAAGGAAUCGACGCGGAUACACGAGGAGCGCGUGGUGGAUCUGCUGGGGGUGAAGCCUGGGCAGAAGGUGUUAGAUGUGGGAUGCGGCGUGGGCGGGCCCAUGCGUGCAAUCGCAUCGUACUCUCAGUCCCAUGUUACCGGCAUUACCAUCAAUGACUACCAGGUGGCUCGAGCGAGGAGCCACAACAAGAAGGCGGGGUUAGACGAAAUUUGCGAGGUUGUUUGCGGGAACUUCUUGCAGAUGCCUUUUGAAGACAGCAGCUUUGAUGGAGCUUAUUCCAUUGAGGCAACAUGCCACGCUCCCGAGCUGAAGGAUGUGUACUCGGAGGUGUUCCGGGUGCUGAAGCCUGGACAUUUGUACGUGACAUAUGAGUGGGUGACUACUCCGCUGUUCCGGGCGGACAAUACUUUGCACGUCGAAUGCAUUCACGGCAUUGAGCACGGGGAUGCACUUCCCGGCCUGAGAAGUUACAAGCAAGUUGGCGAGAUUGCCAAGCAGGUGGGUUUCAAGGUGUUGGAGGACAAGGAUCUGGCAUUGCCACCUGCGCAGCCAUGGUGGACCCGUCUGAAGAUGGGGCGGUUGGCGUACUACCGGAACCAUUUGGUGAUCGCGUUGUUGUCUUUCUUAGGAAUUGCUCCCAAGGGCGUGGUGGAUGUGCACGAGAUGCUUUUCAAGACAGCCGACCAUUUGACGCGCGGAGGGGAGAUGGGGAUCUUCAGUCCUAUGCAUUUGCUGGUGCUACAGAAGCCGGAGGAGUGUUCUUGAGGGGAUUUAGUGAAGGAAAGUUGACUGGCGCUCAUUCCCGUGUGGGUGUGUCCUUGUUUUUAUCUCCUUCUGUAGUGUCCCAGUCACGGCAUGUGCGGGGAAGGGGCUUGUGAGUUGGGCGUGAGAAUGGAUAAUCUGGUAUUGGCUUCAUGGGAUGUGCGUUGAAGCAGGGCCGACGAGGUGCUGAGCACAUCCAAUUACGAGGUGUUUUACCGGUGACUGUCAGAGCGAGGAGGAGACUCUUGACACCUCCUGGGUCAGGGGACGGUCGCAGAAUGGGUUCACUGAUCCAUGCAUUGUAGAAAGGUGAGACGUGCAGCGAGAUCGCAGCAGGCUUUGGCACGAGCGGCAUGUAGCGGCUUUGAAGAUCGUGAAGUGUGCUGGAGGCCGAGGAGCGCCCAACAUUGACCUAUAAACCAUUUUUUCAGAGGAUUGGUAGGGCCCGGGUACAGACCUGGCGCGGCCUUCGAUGACAUGGCAUUGGCAUCUAUAGAUUAUUGUGCUGCUUGCUGACGAUCAGGUUAGAGGACUGAACAGCAUUAGCAGGGGCAUUUCCAGCAGCAGCUGCUAGUGAAGGAUGUCAAAUGCUCUUUUGGAAUCGAAAAGCUCGUCAUGGUCGAACACAGCAUGUGUGCGCAUUUCGCUAAGUUUCGCCCUCCUGGUGUGUGGGAAGGGUAGGUGGUAGUGUAUGUGGGAUAAGGGGGUGAUUUCGUUUUGCUUUGUUUGCAUUGGUUGUGCAACUUAGCCUACUAUGGCAGCUUUCUGAAUUUUUCCACGCUUCAACACUUUAGUCCUAAA
This is a messenger RNA of Physcomitrium patens, 2125 nucleotides long. Its product is annotated as 24-methylenesterol C-methyltransferase 2. Gene Ontology annotation, molecular function: S-adenosylmethionine-dependent methyltransferase activity. NCBI's taxonomy places the organism in Eukaryota, Viridiplantae, Streptophyta, Bryopsida, Funariales, Funariaceae. Gene Ontology annotation, biological process: steroid biosynthetic process. The record is from RefSeq and is a predicted model, not a curated record.